AUGGACCGUUUCCUUGCGUCUGAAAUGAGGAACGAGACAGCAGUCCAGGAGUUCGUCCUGGAGGGGUUUCCUGCAGUCCAGCACCUGGGGAAUGUCCUCUUCCUGGUGCACCUGCUGGCGUACCUGGCCUCCGUUACAGGAAACAUGCUCAUCAUCACCGUCACCUGGGCUGACCACCGCCUCCAGACGCCUAUGUAUAUCUUACUCAGCAGUUUCUCCUUCUGUGAAUGCUGCUUUAUCACCACGGUUAUUCCUCAAUUGCUGUCCAUCUUUCUCUUAGGACAGCAGACAAUUCCCUUUACUGCUUGUCUCACACAAGCCUUUUCUUUUUUAUUUCUUGGUUCAACAAUUUUCUUCCUCAUGGCGGUGAUGUCCUUGGAUCGAUACCUGGCCAUCUGCAAGCCUCUGCACUACCCCACCAUCAUGAACCCAAGGGUCUGUUUCCUUCUGAUUUGCUUCUGCUAUAUUUUGUCCUUCAUCUUUAUCACUGGUCUCAUCCUCAAGGUUUCCCAACUGUCCUUCUGUGGCUCCAAUGUCAUUUCUCAUUUCUUCUGUGAUCUUGGCUGCUUACUUCACCUCUCCUGUUCUGCCACUAUGUCUGUUGAAAUGUAUUUCUUCUUUGUUGCUUUAUUUGUCAUUAUACUGUCCCUCAUUAUAACCGUCAUUGCCUACAGCAACAUCGCGGUCACAGUCGUGCGUCUCCCGUUGGCCAAGGAGAGGCAGAAAGCUUUCUCCACCUGCUCGUCCCACCUCAUCGUCCUCUCUCUGAUGUACGGCAGCUGUGUCUUCAUCUACGUGAAACCAAAGAAAACCAACAGGCUGGACUCCAACCGAGAGGCCUCUCUUGUGAACACGGUGGUCACCCCGCUGCUUUUUUUUUUCGUCAUUUACACUCUGAGGAAUAAACAGGUCCACCAGGCUCUGAGGGAUGCUCUGGCCAGGGUGAAACUGCAGAAAUAG
Tupaia belangeri chinensis (Chinese tree shrew) is the source of this 960-nucleotide messenger RNA. RefSeq names its product olfactory receptor 6C2. The transcript has 2 exons. Gene Ontology annotation, molecular function: olfactory receptor activity; G protein-coupled receptor activity. The coding region runs from base 1 to 960 and encodes 319 amino acids. Gene Ontology annotation, biological process: G protein-coupled receptor signaling pathway. The record is from RefSeq and is a predicted model, not a curated record. Gene Ontology annotation, cellular component: membrane. NCBI's taxonomy places the organism in Eukaryota, Metazoa, Chordata, Mammalia, Scandentia, Tupaiidae.